UACUGCAAAACGAAGCAGAGUGAAGGUGCGACUGCGGAUAAAAGCGUCCUCGAGAUGGAUCGGGAGCGGGAGUUGAUCCUCCUCAUGAUGUACAUGCUGAUGAAGCGUCGGAGAGAUGUCAGCCGCCUGAACGACGAGAGGCGCAGAGAAGCCCAGAGACGGGUCCGACACAGACAGUACUUCUUCCAGAGACAGAGGAGGAUGCAGAUGAUGAUGGUGGUCAGUAAUUUGCACUCCAACGUGCGCCUCCGGACUCGCCCCUGGAGCAGCACCCCCAGCACCGACUGGUGGGAGCGAGUGGUGAUGACGGAGUUCCAGCCCUCUGAUUGGCUGGAUCAGUUCCGCAUGAGUCGGGAGACCUUCUUCUUCCUGUGCGAGAAGCUCCGGCCUCGGCUGACUCGCCAGGACACCAGUUUCCGCCAGGCGCUCCCGGUGGAGAAGCGCGUGGCGGUAGCACUGUGGCGUUUGGCGACUAACGUGGAGUACCGGAUCAUCAGCAACAUGUUUGGAGUGGGGAAGUCCACGGUGUGCAGGUGUGUGCGGGACAUGUGCCACACCAUCGUGGCCCUCCUCGGCGACCUCUACAUGAAGAAGCCCUCAGACACAGAGCUGCACGAAUCUGCUGGGCUCUUCUCGUCCCGCUGGGGCUUCCCUCACUGCGUUGCUGCCAUAGCAACCCUCCACACCGCCAUCCUCACGCCAUCCAACAACUCCUCCGACUACUCCAACCCGGCCGGCUGGCUCUCUGUGCUGUCUCAGGUGGCUGUGAGUGGCCGAGGACUCUUCUGGGAUGUGUGUGCCAGCUUCCCUGGAUCCACCGACCCAGCUGACAUCUUGCAGAACUCAUCUCUCUGGUCAACUGUCUCCGAGGGGGGUUUAUCUCCUGAGCCCCCGCCCAUCUUCAUGGGCAGACCGCUCAGGUACGUCCUGAUCGGAGAGCCUUGCUAUCCUCUCCAGAAGUGGCUCAUGAAGGCCUACACAGACGAACAAAGCCGGAAGCCAACACUGAACGAGUCACAGCAGCAGUUCAACCGUAGACUCAGCAGAGCUCUGGGAGUGACCACGGAAGCCGUGCUGAGGUUACGCGGCCGCUGGCAGUGUCUGAGUAAAAGAAACGACUGCGGCCUGGACGUGGUUCCCACCAUGAUCCUGGCCUGCUGCAUCCUGCACAACAUCUGCGAGUCACACGGGGAUGUGUUCAAGGCCGAGUGGCGGACACAGGUGUACGACGCCGAGAACGCUCAGCCGGUUCAUCACGCCACGAAGCACAGCACCAGUGCUGUGGACCGGGGUGAGGAAGACAAAGUCCGGCGCCUCUUCUGUGACUUUUUUGAUCUUCAGAAUGAGUGAAAUCACAGUAGAGUGCUGGUUGUAAAAUACUUUCAUCGUCCACUGCAAAGCAGAAUUAUGUCACAAGGCUGUUUCCUAUUUAUUUUCAUUACAUUAGAUCAACAACGGAUGCCCCAAAGUUUCUUCAAUAACUGCUCAUAUUGACUCCAUCAAAUUCAUUUUUAUUGAUUUCGAUCCGUCACUGUGUGUGAAACAGAAAAAAGUAGACAUUUUUUCAUGGGAAAUUGAGACAGUUUUAGUCAGAGUUCAGUCGAUUUUAAAAAGUUUGUCACGUGACGAGUGCGCCUCCCACUCCCUUUCAAUAAAUAUGUUUUUGUGAAUGAAGUGUCCAAAAUGGGGUAAGAAACGUGAACGUGUAUUUGCGCUUACGACCACUAGAUGUCAGUGUUGUUGCACAAUAAGAGGCGUUCUUAUGUUAAGGAAGAGUAAUAGCUGUUAGUCUUCUUUGUUUGCUGGGUCUUCUAUGUACUGUUAUGUGUUUUUUACCCUUUGCCGCCCUAAAUGUUGUGUUCCGAAGACUAGCUGCCAAAGACAGUAAAGAAGAAGUAAACAUUGCUGGCUGUUUAAAAUUGCACAUGGUGGUGGUUAUGACAGUUGUUCAGCUGAAGCUGCAAAUUUAGGCGCAAAUAAUGGGAGUUGCCCCAAGAUGUGCAGGGUGCGGACAUGGAGUAUAAAACAGACUCAAGAGAGAUCCUUUUUGGCCGCAAGAUUCAUACACAGGAGUUGAUGUCACCAAAAUGCAUAUGUUGAAAUACAUUAAUAUUAAAUAUUGACUGG
Molecule: messenger RNA, 2127 nt
Organism: Synchiropus splendidus (mandarinfish)
Lineage: Eukaryota; Metazoa; Chordata; Actinopteri; Syngnathiformes; Callionymidae
Exons: 4
Coding region: 55-1350 (431 amino acids)
Source: RefSeq, a predicted model, not a curated record